UAAUUUGUAAAAAAAAAUUUAGUUUGUAUUGUGUUGUAUUUGCAYUGUUACUUUGAUAUCGUUGGUUGCUAACACCAAGUGUCUAAUUUCGCAUACACAUAUUAGAAUUCAGAAAAACUCAGGAAAUCUAUUCAUUAUCCUGCCAGCAUACCAAAUCAAUCAAUUAAAAUGGGUGAUAGCAAGAUCUGUGACAUCAGCGACGACGUACGUGACGCAUUAAAGAAGUUUCGCUUCCGCAAAAGUACAACAAACUCAGCACUGAUAUUAAAAGUCGAUCGUGAAAAGCAACUCGUCAUUUUGGACGAACUCUUGGAGGAUAUCUCCGUUGAUGAAUUACAAGAAACACUGCCAGGGCAUCAGCCUCGAUAUAUCAUUUAUACGUAUAAAAUGAUACACGAUGACCAAAGAAUUUCAUACCCAAUGUGUUUCAUAUUUUACACACCACGCGAUAGCCAGAUUGAGCUGCAAAUGAUGUAUGCUUGCACCAAAAGUGCACUCCAACGUGAGGUGGACUUAACUCGUGUCUACGAAAUACGCGAAUUAGAUGAACUCACUGAAGAAUGGCUCAGGGAAAAACUCAAGUAAAGCAGGCUGCGGGGUUUAUAAAUAUACAAAAUGAUAAGCAAUAUUGUGUAUAUGUUCGUUGGUGUACAUAAUGUGCAUGGACUUACCAAAAUACCAACGAUUUUUCACCAAAUACAUACAUACAUACAUAUAUCUAAUGAUGCAAAGGAUAUGCAGCAAGCAUAAAGAUAACACGCCCAAAAGUAAAUACUUUAAAGUGCAGGUAUUUUUUUCAAUAUUCCUAUCAUAGAGAGACAAAAACGCCAAAUACUUAAAAAUAUUCCAAACUAAAUGUAAAAUGUAAAUUAGAUAUUACAUUCCAAGAUUUUUUAUAAUACAUAGUACAUAUAUACAUAUGUACAUAGUAUAUUAGUUGUAGCAACAUAUUUUCAGUAGCGUUCGCGUAGUGUCGGUAGUGAAUACGAAAUGAAAUACAAAUACACCAUAUGUUUUAUACAUAUUCAUAAUAUGA
This is a messenger RNA of Bactrocera latifrons, 1036 nucleotides long. It is a transcript of the gene GMF, whose product is annotated as glia maturation factor beta. Gene Ontology annotation, cellular component: actin cortical patch. The transcript is spliced from 4 exons. Gene Ontology annotation, biological process: negative regulation of Arp2/3 complex-mediated actin nucleation; actin filament debranching. The record is from RefSeq and is a predicted model, not a curated record. Gene Ontology annotation, molecular function: actin binding; Arp2/3 complex binding. Lineage: Eukaryota; Metazoa; Arthropoda; Insecta; Diptera; Tephritidae. The coding region runs from base 169 to 585 and encodes 138 amino acids.